This is a messenger RNA of Centruroides sculpturatus (bark scorpion), 4165 nucleotides long. RefSeq lists its product as uncharacterized. The transcript has 4 exons. Bases 705 to 3656 code for a protein of 983 amino acids. The record is from RefSeq and is a predicted model, not a curated record. Lineage: Eukaryota; Metazoa; Arthropoda; Arachnida; Scorpiones; Buthidae.
UCCAGUUCGGUAAUAGAGGAAAAUUUAAAUGUCCAAGUCGGAGUCUUGAAGGGACAUAUUGUACCUCGAUGCAUUCCUUGUUGAGUUUGACCCCCUUCUCUUUCAUUCCGCUUGUAUGUCAAUAAAACAGGAUCUUGCCUGCUCGUUCAGUGAACCGCGCGCCUGUCACCUUGGCUAACACGUGAUAUCCCACACUAUUGGACGUUUCGGCUGGUGCCACGUUCCGAUUGGACGGCGAAUCGACCGGGGAGCUGACAGACCCUAAGAUGAACCGAAACCUUUCCAAACUGCGAUGUUUAUGUUGGUUUACGUGACCCGGACGCUUCAUUCAUUAUUUGAAGAAUAUACGUUUUUAAAAUUUUCGUAUAAAAAUAUAAGGAUGGAUUAUGUGUUUUGGUUUGGAAGGAAGUCAACUCAUCUCAUAAAUAUCCAUUGUUUUGUAUGUUAUCCAAGCAUGAAAAAUGCAUGUGAUGUUUUAUAUAUAUAUAAUAAUAUUUGAAUAAAGAAAUAUAUAUAAUAAUAUUUGAAGAUUGGAUACAUGUGAAAUAUGGAAUAUGGAUAAAUAAUAUGUUCUGUAUAAAAGGGAAAAUAACCAUUAAAAUAAACUGUACUUAAGAUAAUGAAAAUAAUACAACACUUAUGAAUUUCUCAAAAUAUAAAUGAAUUAGUUUGUUUUCAAGCUUUACAACAUUUAAAAAAGAGAGAUGAAAAAUUAUUCAAAAUUAAUAACUACUAGACAUUACGACCAUCUACGAAAAAUGGACAGUAGAUCAACAAAGAAGCUUAUUGCUUUGAAAUUACUUAGAAAUAAAAAUUCAUCGUUAGACAAAAAAUCAAAUUCAAUGUUGUCUCCACAGCGUAAAUUGAGACCACGUUUUCCUUAUAGUGCCUCGGAUGAAUGGCCUGUAGCUCGUGCCCAUCGUAUGGCAAGUUUAAAUGCAAGAGCUAAAGUACAUAUCCUAUAUGAAAAUGAAUGUCGUGGCAAUGGAAAUGAUAGUUACGAGAGUGAAGAGGGUUGUGGUUCUGAAACGGGUAAAUCUGAUUAUUGUGAUCGCAGAUUGUGUCAUCAUAAACAGACAACUAAUAAAAAUAGUUCAUUCAGGGAUAAGCAAGAAAAGCAAAAUUCCAAACUUAACGAGAAGAGUGAAGAAAAAGUGAAGAGAGUUAGGAAAAGACGAAAUCAUAAAAGAAAAUUAGAUGAUGUAGAAAUUAUUGAUACCAGAUCCUGUAAAAGAAUGGCAAACUUGAAUGCCCAAGCUAUUCUUGCUGCUAGUUAUUUGUUAGAAAGAAGCCGUAAAGAAAGAAAUGAAAAAAAAUGCUUAAAAAAUGAAAAGAAAUCUGAUUUGACUUCUGUAAAUAAUUCUGAUAAUAGUGAUUAUAAUAACCAUAGUGACUCAACAGUAAGUAUUAGUCAUUCAGAAGAUACUUGUGAAAAUAUUAUUGUUGAUGAUUUAGAAGAGGUUACAGAAUUUAGAAAUUCCCAUUUUAAUAUUUCAAAUUCACCUGAGAAUAGACAUUCCCCAAUAAUUUCUGUGUCAGAUGAUCAAGAAGAUCAGGUUCAAGUAACUGCUAGAGAUAACGAAAAAGUUUCUGUAGAUGAUGAAAAAGAUUCAAGUGUUGAUUGUACUGUCCAAGAAAGAUGUGAGUUGCAUUCCAUGACUUCAGCCAAUGAUACUUCAAGAACUAUGACCAGUACUGCUGUUAGUAAAGUAGGAAUGACUGAAUAUACAGAAGUUACUAAAGUUCAUAUUAAUACUACAGAAGAUAUGGGAAUUAAGGAAGAGGGUAAAGUAGAACAAAAAAUUGAACAUAUUUUAGAGAAAGAUGAUGUUGCUAUUACUAGAAUGUAUCAUUAUCAAACUAAAGGAAACAGUCAAAGUUAUUGUUUACAAAUGCAGACUACUUAUAAGCCAAGUUCAACUAAAGGUUUUACACCACCUCCCUCUGUCAUUAAUCGAUCGUCGCCAAGAAAAAUGCAUCUAGACACUCCACCACAUGUGAUGAGUACAAUGCUUCAUAAUAGUCAAAGUUAUUAUAGUUACCCCAGCCAUUCUCCUGUGAUACCAGAUUCUAAUACACAAACUUAUCCAAUUAGUCAUGGUUUGGCAGGAAUAAACAAUAUUCCAAUGGUUAAUGUUGGACCUCUUGCAAGGCAUUAUAGCAGUGCAUUUACAGUACCACAUUAUGGUCAUCCACCACCAAUGCCAUAUCCUCCCAGUGAAUAUGGUUAUUAUCAACCAGCAGGACCUUUAAUUCAGCCUAUUCAUGAUCCUUGUCUCAUCCAUAAACCUGUACCAUACCAUCCCCAGCAUCAUCAUUUACAUCCUCCUCAAAAUUCUCAUGCAUCCUAUCCUGAUCAGUGCCUCUCACAUCAUUCAUUGUCUUCAUCAGGUCCUCCUCCACCCCAUCAAAAUUCUCAUUGUUCAAUUGAGGUUCAUCCUCCUCCACCUCCACCACCUCAACCACCCCAUUAUCCUCAGAACAAUAUAGGAAAUAAUUCUUCAUAUCAAAUAUCUCAUCAUCAAGUUAAUCAAACAUCUAGUCAACCGCCUUCAUCAGUUCAUCAUCAACCAUAUUCCAGUCAUGGUCUUCCUAUGAUAAAUUAUUGUCCAAAUCAUACACAGAAUCAAUCGCAUCAGAGCCAUUUAUAUUCUCAGCAUGGAAGUCGGUUCUGCCCGGAAUAUUCGGCAUCUAAUUACAGAAUUGCUUCAUCACUUAAAUCAUCUCAAAAAGAAAGAAAUGCAACUCAUUCUGUUUCGACUAUAUCUCCAUUACCGACUAUGGUACCAAAAUCUGAACCUGUAACGCCACCCGAAACCAAAAUCAAUACACAAGAUGAAAAACUUUCUAAUAUGUGUAACAGUAAUCCUCGACAACAGAUUUCAUCAAGCACGUCUAAAAAGAAAUUAGAAAAGCGACUUCAGGAAACAAGAACAGAAGAAUCCAGUGUUAGUAAUAAUACUUCUAUUUUCAUUCCCUCUGUUCAUAUUUCAAAAUCAGUAUCUUCAAAUAAUGAUAUUAAAAGUAAUAUUGUAUUAAUAAAUGAAAAAUCUUCAAAAAAGCCUUUACAAAAACCUGACCCAACUCCAUGUGAAAAAGUAAGUGAUAACGAAAAUAAACAAUGCAGCAAUAGUUUUAAUAAUAAAUCCGAUAAAUCCAGCGAGCACCAAAUUAUUAAUUCUGUUCAGAGAAGAGCAAGAUUGUUGAAACUUCGACAUCAUUUGAAGCAGUCGCUCCCAGCUUAUCCAAUUAAUAUAAAUGUAGACCAGGAAAAAUAUGAAUCAGUUGUUACUUCCAAACCUGUUUCAAAUGAUAUUUUUUGUAAAUUAAAAUCAACACAGCAAUUAAGUUCAAAUACUAUUUCAGGAAAAGAAAAUUCGGCUGUUAUAACAAUGAAUGAAUCAACAGAAAAUGAGAGUGAAGAAUCAAGUAAAAAUGAAAAUCCUUUACCUAAAUCAAAAAAUGGAGAAGUGAUUACAUCAAAAGUUCCACAGAAGAAACUGUUUGUAUCAAUUCCCCGUCUUGUGUUUCCAAAGAAAUCUGACAAUAAACAGUUCUCUAAUGGUUGGUCCUGGAUAGGAGAGCCAUUUGAAAAGCUGAUAUAUUACAAUAUAGAAUUGGCAAAUGAGAAAACAAGAAUUUUUGAAAGCAGAUAAGAUAACUGUCGAGGAUUGUGAAAGAAAGCAAAAAAGAAAAAUUCUGAAUGAUAUGCCAAAUCCUUCACAAUUUAAGUGUUUUCUGAAGAACAAGGAGAAUAUUUUGGAAAGCUUCAAUGAACAAUGAAUAAAUGUGAGUUUUCAGAUGCUGAAAAGUGUGUACUGAAUUGGUUUAUACAGUGUAAAGAUGAGAAUAUUCCUGUUAAUAGAAAAUUUCAUAGAGAAAAACCUGAACAACAGUUUAGAUGUACCAGAUUCAAAACAAGCAUGGGUAGUUGGACAAAUUUAAGAAGAGGCAUGGAAUAGUUUUCAAUAAAACUGGUGGAUGUUCAGAAUUGCAAGAGGAGGAUUGUGCAGAGUAGUUGAAAAGUUUACCAGAAAUUGUACAGAACUGUAGCCCAGAUGGCAUUCUCAAUGCAGUGUUAUGUUCUUGAGGAGUGAGGACAUUUUUAAUAUAUUGUAAUUAAAAUUUUACAAAAAAAAAAAAAAAAACACUUAAAAAAUUUUUU